This is a messenger RNA of Pygocentrus nattereri (red-bellied piranha), 1254 nucleotides long. RefSeq names its product zygote arrest 1 (gene zar1). Gene Ontology annotation, molecular function: mRNA base-pairing post-transcriptional repressor activity. NCBI's taxonomy places the organism in Eukaryota, Metazoa, Chordata, Actinopteri, Characiformes, Serrasalmidae. Gene Ontology annotation, biological process: translation. The record is from RefSeq and is a predicted model, not a curated record. Gene Ontology annotation, cellular component: cytoplasm. The transcript is spliced from 4 exons. The coding region runs from base 33 to 1043 and encodes 336 amino acids.
CGCGCCCUCCUUCGGCUAAGCGAAGAGAAGUCAUGGCUACGUACGGAGAUGAGUCCCUUGACAGCUACCUGUACUCCUCGUAUAACCCUUACUCCUACAGAUGCCCCAAGCCCAAGGCGUGGAGGCAGAAGAGCUAUCAGACCGCGUACAGCGACGGUGAGAGCUACUUGGACAGCUACCACCGCGCGCAGCUCAAGUCCAUCCUGUCUCAGAUCAACCCCAACCUGACACCCCGCCUGAGGAAGGCCAACACCCGGGACGUCGCUGUCCAGGUGAACCCGAAGGCGGACGCCUCGGUCCAGUGCUCGCUUGGGCCGCGCACGCUGAUUCAGGCGCGGAGGAGCGACGGGCUGCGCAUGCGCAGGACUGACGGGCCGCCACCUGGCAGUCCUAAAAGCAGCAGUGGUGGCGCAGGUGGGGUUCGAUUCCCGCGCACUCAGGCAGUGUACUCCCCCAUCGCCAGCAGGGGGCUGGCAGCCUUCCUCCAGGAGGACGAAGACCAGGAGAAGGAGCGUGGGAGGACCGGAGAGGAGGAGAAAGAUAAGGAUGAGGAGGAGGAGGAGGUUGGAGAGAGCAAAGAAAGUAAAAGUGGCAAACAAGCCGAAGACGAGCUUAGUCCCGAGAAAAGCGUGGAAGGAAGUGAGCAGACUGGAGUUGUGGAUGGAAAAAGUAAGCGUGAGACUCCAAGUGGACAGGAGGAGCCCAAGGCCAAAAGUAGAGUGAGGUUUCAGUUUCUAGAACAGAAGUACGGCUACUACCACUGCAAAGACUGCAACCUGCGCUGGGAGAGUGCUUACGUUUGGUGUGUUCAGGGCACAAAUAAGGUUUACUUCAAGCAAUUUUGCAGAACAUGUCAGAAGUCGUUCAACCCGUACCGUGUAGAGGACAUAACCUGCCAGAGCUGCAAGAAGGCACGCUGCACUUGUCCAGGAACAGCACGCCACGUUGACCCUAAACGACCUCACCGACAGGACCUGUGUGGCCGAUGCAAAGGCAAGCGGCUCUCCUGUGACAGCACUUUCAGUUUCAAGUACAUUAUAUAACCCCCCUCAAUUUUGGAGAUUCCUGUACUGCUGUUUUGCCCCACUGCUUGGGAGAGGAUCCAUGUAGCCAUCUACUGCCAGUCUGUUUAGGCUGGUCUAGGGUAGAAAAGCCUAGGAUGAGUACCUGAGCUCUGGGUUCUGUUCAUGUUGCUCAGUAGUGUUUUGCAGGAACCAUUUAGGAAAAGUUCAAUAAAAUGGCAAUUACAGCAAA